AUGCUUCACUCCGUCUCGACGCAGGGGGUGGAACUGAGCCCCACGGACAAGUUAUCCUUUGCCUUGAACGGGGUAAUGAUCCACGGAGACAGGUCGGAAUAUAAUGCAAGUAUUUGCCUGAAGGUGGUCGAGUCACGCAAAGACGUGAAGAACGAGGGCCGAAUUAUCGACACCUGGCUGCAGAGACCUGCUCUGGCCUCCAUAGAUGAGAAUCGCUACUGGCGCAGUGACACAUCGGACUCUCUGGUAGACCUCCCUUCCACUCCCAAGACCCCUCAACUCAUCAGAUAUGAUACAUCUUCACCUCUUCCUCCAGGAAAGCGCUCUCAUGCAUUAAACGUCUCAACCGAUACGCCAGUUCUUGCAAAGAGAUUCAAAUAUGACACAGCUAAGGCCUUGAGAAGCAGCGGCGAUAGAAGCUCUACGUUGAACGAUAUAGCGUCUUCGUUUUCGGACAACAUCGUACCAACCUCUGAGGCCAAAUUCACUGCCAAUCCUACCAGCGCGGGCUCUGCUACAAUGAACCAUUCUAGGACGGUUUUUUCAAGUACACCCACAACUUUUAUCGAGGCUUGUUCCAGAGGGAAUACGGCCCCUUCUUUGAAUCCAAAAGAUACACCUGAGCAGGCGUUUGCUGAAUCAGGAAAGUCUUCGCGUGACUCGGUCUCACUCCUGAAAGGUCCCCUUGCUAUGAUCGCUGGGUUGGACCUCUACAAUGCUCAAUAUGUAGCCUUGAAGGAAACGACAGUUCUGGACCAGGGCACGCAAAUUAAUAUCAUAGGCGUAGUCAAUUCCGUAUCUGAACCAUUCUUGGUCUCUCAUAGCAGGAAUCUAUUUUGCCCCAUACAGAUCCUUGAUCCCAGUGUUUGCUCCGCUGACGACAGCACCCUAAAUGGUUCAACUGCUUUCAACGUCAAUUGUUUUACGACCAAGUAUAAAUGCUGGCUUCCCCGCCCUGAGGUCAACGAUAUUGUUAUUCUUCGCAACGUCAAGACCGCAAAGUUUGACAACCGCCCCUCUACCGUAGGAUACCCCGAUAAGCUUCAGUGGGUAGUGUACAAGCCAGAAACAAACGAGAUAGUUCAUAGCAGAGGCGAUGCUCCUCUCUCCGAAAGUCUCGCACCCAACGGCAUGGGCGUUCGAUUCUCCCAUUUCUACAACCCUCAGCCUCAAGAAAUCGAAUAUUGUUCCAAACUCUCUACUUGGUGGAAUGCAAUACUCGACAAGAGACGAGCCGAGUUAGGCACGAUCCAUCAAAUUGGCGGAGAGACCCCCGGACGUGGCAUUGUUUCCUCUAGUACUCGGCGAGUGCAUAAGCUCAUCCGCGAUGUGGACCACAUAGUAUUCCAGGGAUAUUUUGAUUGUGUAGUCGAGGUGCUUUCUAAAUCUGACAGCGCCGGCAAUAGCCCGUACGAACUCUAUGUUACCGACUACACGAAGAAUGAUCGGGUCAUUCCAAUGCAUUCCCAAUUAUGGCCCGAAUCUCUUGCCGAAACAGUGCUGAAGAUCAAGAUGUGGGACCAGGCGCGCCCGAUGGGGAGGACGAUGGAACAGGGAGGAAUAUACAGAAUCAAGAACGUCCGAAUGAUUGUCGGUAGAAGUGGCGGUCUUGAAGCAAAGAUGUUCGAGCCAAAGAUAUUCGGGCUGCUAGAUGAGAGCGACGCCAGCUUCGAUGUGUAUCUGCAAGAGUUUCUAGAGCGCAAGGAGUGCUGGAAGAUCGACAAUGAAGCCGCCCAACCGAAUGCCUGA
Messenger RNA from Desarmillaria tabescens, 1749 nucleotides. RefSeq lists its product as uncharacterized. Bases 1 to 1749 code for a protein of 582 amino acids. The record is from RefSeq and is a predicted model, not a curated record. The transcript has 9 exons. Gene Ontology annotation, cellular component: chromosome, telomeric region; nuclear telomere cap complex. Gene Ontology annotation, biological process: regulation of telomere maintenance via telomerase; telomere capping. NCBI's taxonomy places the organism in Eukaryota, Fungi, Basidiomycota, Agaricomycetes, Agaricales, Physalacriaceae. Gene Ontology annotation, molecular function: telomerase inhibitor activity; G-rich strand telomeric DNA binding.